CGUAACGCACGUCGAAACGCCUGCGUAAACUUACAAGUAAAAACGUUUCGGUAAAUUUUUCUAAUAUAAAAGGUGCAUGAAAACCAUUCUUAAGUUCAUUAAAGCAUGUUCAUUUCCUAAUAAUUAUGUAUCGACACGUUGUGGUGGUAAGUUUAAUGGCAAAGAGCAUGUUAUUUAUUCCAUCCGCUUCUUCGCAAGUUAAAACAACCAAAUCACCCGCGCAACCACAUCGUUGACAAACAUUGAAACUGACAGUUUAGGCUCUUUAUGCCAAGGCAACCAUGUGCUUACUUUAUUGCAAGCUUCCAAUGCGUAGAAUGCCAUGCAAGACUCACGACUACAACAUAAAUGAUGAAUCUGAUAUUCGCGAUGGCCUCCAAGGAUGACAACCGAAUAAACACCAAGGACGGGAACACCGGCGCGAUGAAUAGUAAGAAGAUUAGCCCCGACAAGCUAAAAAUUCCUCAGGUAAUCGGAAAGGCUGCCAGAUAUAAAGCCGCCCUCGAAAUUCAUGGAGAGCAUCUCGAAGCCCAUCGCAAUCAGCUGAAAGAAAUCCAAGAGAGGCACAGUUUGGUAACUGAUGAGAUUAUACCUAAAUUGAGCCUCAUGGGAGAGGCCUUACAAGCCAGGAUGGAUUCUAUGCAGCUCAAGGUUGAUCGCCUUCGUGAUAUUCGUUUGGAAAUCGAACGUAACCAGGCUGCAGAGGAGGUCAACGCGAAACCAGUGGCUGACGAGACUCCACCCCAGAGGAUGAUUCUCAAUCCGCAAGUACUUAAUGCUAUGGGGCUUCGUGAUCUAUCGAAUCUGGUCAGUCGCGAGGUAAUUAAGCUAAUCUGCGAGCUGGCUAUUCGUGGCGCUCCCGUCACAACCCCUUCUACAACACCACCUCCUCCUGCAACUCCGCCUCCAGCCACGCCUCCUACCGCAGUACCUCUUACUACAUCUCCCCAUACACCAUCUACUAUUAUCCAGCCUUCCCCCGAAUUACCUUCUGCUCCUUCGUCGCCGCAGAAGACCUAUAAAGAGCGGCAGAAGGAGCGGCGCAAGCAGAAAAAGGCGGAGAAAGCAAAACUUCAAAAGCAGCAAGCUCUCGAAUCGACAAACGCCAAAGUCCAUAUGAGCCGCAAGCUCAUGAAGGAGAAGAAGCUAGCCAUGAAGACGCCGAUGAAGAGACUCCGGUCACUUCGAAUCAAGGAAGAGAUGAUGGGAUCGCGUACUGUUAAGGUCAUAAGAGAUAGGCUAUGGAAGAUAGGGCAGGCGAUCCGUUGGGCCCCUGUUCUUGUGUGGAUGCGCUCGGUUCGGAGGGUUGAUAUGGAAACUCGUUGGAAACUACGAACGAGACCGUACGCGUUUUGUUAGACGUAUCGGCAUAGGACUGUAUGUCUCGAGAUUAGCCGCGUAUAUUGUGUACGUCUAGUUGGAAAGGGGACAUCCAGCUUUGUUUAUAUCUUAGGG
Molecule: messenger RNA, 1455 nt
Organism: Daldinia vernicosa
Lineage: Eukaryota; Fungi; Ascomycota; Sordariomycetes; Xylariales; Hypoxylaceae
Exons: 1
Coding region: 349-1359 (336 amino acids)
Source: RefSeq, a predicted model, not a curated record